CGGGCCCGGAGAUGGCGGCGGUGCUGGCGGGCGGGUCCCGGCGGGCGGCGCGGGAGGCGGCGCGGUGCUCGGCGGUUCGCCCGCCCGCCCCGGGCGCCUGGGGCUGUGCGCCCGCAGGGAAACGGUAUCUACUAACAGAAGAAGAUAUAAAGUUACAAGAAUUUCAACAGAUGAAAGUGGCAAUUAGAAACGAAGUUCAUGGCAAUAAAGAUCCAUAUUUUAGAAGUAUUAAAGAAAAAUUAAAGAAAAAUGGAAUAAUUCUCAAAAAUGAAUUAAAAAAUCUGCUGCAUUUAUGUCAGACUUCAUCUGAUGUGGAACUAGCCAGAAAAGUUAUUUACAGGUAUUUUUUACAAUCCAGGUACCAUGAGCAGAAUGGAAUAACAACCUUACAUAAUUUUAAAUUUGGGCCUCUCUUUAUGAGGCUAUGUUAUGAGCUAGACCUUGAAAGACCUGCAGUAGAACUUAUCAAAGAUCAGAAUUUGCAUGGUUUUUUCUCAGAGAGUACAUCGUUCCAUAUUUUGAUGACUAUGUUGUUUAAAAAGGGCCAUUUUGAAAAUGCUUUGGAAGUUUUGGUGGAAAUGAAAAAACAAGGUAUACCUUUCAACAAAGAAACGUAUCUACUUGCAUUUGCAAUAUGCUAUAAACUGGACAACCUGGAGUCUGCCAAGAUCUCUGCAAAAUUGCUUGAAGAAGCACAGUUGAGAGGUGACACAUUAUCUCUGCGAGCAUACUGCUUUGCCAUGGCAACUGCACUCAAGCAGAACGAUAUAGCACAAGCCAAACUCUAUUGCUCCCAGAUAAUGAAAACAGAGAACAAACUAUACAAUAAUCUUAAAGUUCUUGUCCAGCUCAGAUCUGGUUUGCUAGAAGAAGUAAUAAAGACUUUAGAGGCAGCAGUGGAAGUAGAUACUCCUCCCUUUGUGAAAAAACUUGAGUUUUCUGAGGAGGUGCUGGCUACAGUCAGGGAAAAGAUGGAAGAAAACCCUAACCUUUCUGUCAAAUUAGGAAAUAUUUAUACGAAACUACAAGCUUCUGGACAGAUUACCGUGUGCACACUGGAAGACAUGCUUUUCCAGAUUCCUAGUUCAAAGAAGACUAUUACAAAGCUUUUAAGUAAGAAACAAUUGGGCUAUCGGGCUGCUAAUCCGCUUCAGUCAGCUCUGUUGUUGGAAUAGUUUAGUAUUUGGUGGUGAACUGAACAGCUGAUAGCAUCUCUUAGAAGCCAGGUUCAAAGAAAAUGUCUUCUCCCAAUUUCCGCAAUGAGCAAAUGACCUCUUCUAAUUUUCCAGUAUUAAGCUUCCCAAGGUAAGCAGAUCUUGGUGCAAUUUGCAAAGUUUCUUAGAGCAAGUAUGAUCAUAUUUUUAGACUAUAAUGACUUUAAUGACUGUAAUGGUUUUAAUGACUCCAGAUCAAAUGUACUUGAUUUUAGCAAUAAAAAGCUGUUUGUAGCUGUGAGUCAUGUACACUCAAAAAUCUGUACACACUCACCAUCCAGAAUAGAAGUAGUUGGAAACAGCUAUACCUUAGUUGGCAUUUGAGUGCUUUUGGUUUGCUUCUGCCUAUGAAGUGAUGAACCUAUUGAUAUAGAGGCAGUCCUCUAAGCACUAGACUAGUUAGAGCCCAGCUUGCUACUCAUACUCUCCAAGUUGGGCUACAUUCUCUCUCCUCUGGAUUCUGUUCUUUUUAUUUUGUCUCUGCCCCAGUUGAGCAAUGUCAGAACUCAGAGUAUUCUUUCUGUGAAUGAAUCUGUGCGUGCUGUAUCAAACUUUGUUGAAGCCGGUGAGCCACUGUGAAGGAGCAAGAAUGCAUCCAUGCAGAAACACAGCUUCAAAGCAGAUGGGGCUACAGCACAUCAGACGUUUCUGUCUGAGGUUCUAACUCUCUAAUUUUUUGCUGUCACAAUAUGUCCUGUUAAUGCUGAAAUGCACAAAAACUGUUACACAGUAGAUGGAAUUUCAUGCAAGUGUAAGUGCAGAAUUAUUUGAGGUGGUGUAUCAGGGAUUGUUGAUAUUUUUUGGUCUGUGUUUGGCCCAGCCACCUGCAGAAGUUUUGUUCUUUGCCUGCCAAGUUCACUGACAAACUGGAGCUUUGUCCUUGGAGAGACAGUUUCUUGUACAAACUGUUUUAGUUGCUGUUCUGUGAUUGGCUGGUUGUCUGUAGAGGACGUCUGAAGGAGAAACUGAAGAGGAGAGGAUGAAGUAAAGCCCUCAGACCCAAACAGAUAAGACCCCUUGAGUGAAACAGCACAAGUGUGAGGGGAAUCCCAAAGUUCUCACUCAGCACUGAAGGGGUGCACUCACAUAACGGGGGAGGGACCGAAGGCCUCUGGCUGGGCGGUGCUGCCACACCGGCCCAGGGAGACAUCUCCGGCUAAUUGGAUAAAAAAUGCAGGUGGCUCGUGCUCGGGGCUCUCAAGCUUCACAUGAAGGACAACAUUGCCUUUUGCGGGUACGCCUGUGAUCUUUGUGAGCCUGCUGACCCUCCGAGGAUGCAGCCUCUGCUAUGGGGAAUUCUGGUUAUCCUGGGGUCGGUCGGUAAGACAACCUCACAAAACAGACCUGCAUGAGUGGGGGUUUCACUGAGGGCUUUGUUCACUCCUCUCCUUUCCUGUCUCUCAGGCUCCCAUUUACUUGGACACUUUUGUAAUCAAUAUUGGGUUUAUUGUUGAGCUUUCAGCAGUGUCUUGGUUUUCAAUCUCGGCAUCCUUUCGAACUCACCUGUUACAGGUGUGUAUCACAUUUUUGCAAAUCACAUGCACACUUUUUAUGAGUGGUGGCAUGAACUAAAGUACUACAUACGUUAAUCUAAGAACACAGCUAUUACUUUUUCUGUAGUAUUGUGUAGCAUGGUAUUCCACAUACAGUUCAGGAGUAGAGGUUUUUAAUGCUUUUCCCUCAAUUGGAAAUUCUUUCAAUGUUUCCAAUACUAUAUGAACCCUUGAGAAGCUCCCAAUCUUUUCUCCACAAAUAAAUUUGAUAUGGGAUUUGUAAAGGCUGCUUGCAUUGUGGCAAGGAUUAGUGGCAAAAAAUGUAGAGGGAUUAAGUACUUCUCAGUUUACUCUGUUGGUAUUAUCAGGACAACUGUCUGAUAUUGUCCAGUACUAUCGGGACAACUGUUUGCUGCUAAAGUUUAUAAAUGACACACACAUUUAACCUUGCACAGCAAAUAUGUAAGGUCAGUUCUGUAUUAAUUACAAGAAGUUGAUGCAUCCUGGGACUGUGCAUGUUUGCUUGUUCAUUCAAAUUUGAAUUGGUUAGCUUUCUACCUGAGGCUGUAUCCUACCUGCAAUUGAAGUAAUGAUAACUUCUAUUAAAACUGUCAAUAUACCUGA
Messenger RNA from Myiozetetes cayanensis, 3331 nucleotides. It is a transcript of the gene PTCD2, whose product is annotated as pentatricopeptide repeat domain 2. Lineage: Eukaryota; Metazoa; Chordata; Aves; Passeriformes; Tyrannidae. Gene Ontology annotation, biological process: multicellular organism development; regulation of mRNA processing; mitochondrion organization. The transcript has 10 exons. The record is from RefSeq and is a predicted model, not a curated record. Gene Ontology annotation, molecular function: protein binding; RNA binding. The coding region runs from base 12 to 1175 and encodes 387 amino acids. Gene Ontology annotation, cellular component: mitochondrion.